Coffea eugenioides is the source of this 474-nucleotide messenger RNA. Its product is annotated as chaperone protein dnaJ 20, chloroplastic-like. The record is from RefSeq and is a predicted model, not a curated record. Gene Ontology annotation, cellular component: chloroplast. Lineage: Eukaryota; Viridiplantae; Streptophyta; Magnoliopsida; Gentianales; Rubiaceae. The transcript has a single exon. The coding region runs from base 1 to 474 and encodes 157 amino acids.
AUGGAUGGUUGCCUGAGCUCAACAUUAAAGAGAGGGAGCAGCAUCAUGAUGAGCUAUUCUGUACAUCAGAAUUUUAACGUUGUUUCAUGCAGAGCUACCAUACAAUGUGGACAGAAAAGGGCUAUAAACUUUCAUGAAGUUCUGUCUAGUAGUGGAAGUGUGAGUGAGAUAAAGAAGGCAUACAGGAAAAUGGCACUUCAGUAUCAUCCUGAUGUUUGUCAUUCUUCCGUGAAGGAAGAAUCCACCAAGAUGUUUGUGGAGUUGCAGGAGGUUUAUAGGAGUUUGAUGGAUGGAGCUUUGGAAAAUGAUUGCAGCUUUGGGGUAGGCUUGGAAGAGAGGCAAUGCCCAGAAAGGCAUCCAAGAAGCAAGUGGGAAAGCCAACUCAUUGAAUUGAGCAAACAAUCUCAAAUGCGAAGACUCCGGAAAGAUGGAAGUUGGGGAUGCAGAAUGAGGGCUCGAUUUAUCCAUCCGUGA